Messenger RNA from Sorghum bicolor (sorghum), 877 nucleotides. RefSeq names its product fasciclin-like arabinogalactan protein 10. NCBI's taxonomy places the organism in Eukaryota, Viridiplantae, Streptophyta, Magnoliopsida, Poales, Poaceae. Gene Ontology annotation, cellular component: plasma membrane. Bases 448 to 858 code for a protein of 136 amino acids. The record is from RefSeq and is a predicted model, not a curated record. The transcript has a single exon.
GGAGUUUUUUACAAAAUACAUCGUAUAAAGACGGGUAAAACGUCGCGUUGUACGCGCCCUAAUGGGAUAACAAAUGACCAUGGUUGCCCCUGUCCUAGUCGGCCUGUAGUCAGACUCGGCGAUGGCAAGCUGCGCGACAUAUAUGCUGUGUCUGCGCACAUGUGCACCGGCCUUGUUACGCGACUCAGCCAGCCCUGCGACGGUGUGCACACGUCCUAGCGCUGCUACGUGUGGCCUGCGGAUCAAGCCAUCCCUUGUGUGGAGUAGCGACGUUUCUGCACCACCACUCCUUACUUACCGAUCAAGCCAUGCUGGCAUAACCUGAAACUCUGCACUUCAGCUCGAUUGACCACCAUAUGAAAUGGCGAAGGGAACAUGUCCCAUGCUACAACUGUAUAUAUGAUUCCAAUUAGAAGGUAUAGAUUGCUAGAUCUCCGAACAUUUUGAAUGUCCAUAGAUUGCACCAAUGUAAUGUUGAACAAAGCCAAAUUAUUAGCUGCACGGAACUAUUACACCAGGCACAAGACAACGCUUGGCCUCUUUGUCACCGCAGUGGUGCUAGCGGCCACUUCAGCGCUGGCAUGCCAUGCCGCGCACAACAUCACCGCCAUCCUCUCCGGGCGCUGGGACCUCGCCGAGUUCAGCCGCGAGCUCGCGACCACGGGGCUCCCGGACGACAUCAACGGGCGGAGCACGAUCACGGUCCUCGCCGUGGACGACGCCCACAUGGCGCCGCUGAAGGCGCGCGGCCUCCCACGGGAGACGUUGCCAGGAGCAAAUCUAGCCAGGUUACUUGUCGGGGUCUGCAUGACAAAAGCUACCACGAUUAUUGAGAAUUUUAAUAGAACAAAAGUGUAAUAUACAAAGGAUUAGCUAA